Messenger RNA from Erythranthe guttata (spotted monkey flower), 2706 nucleotides. Lineage: Eukaryota; Viridiplantae; Streptophyta; Magnoliopsida; Lamiales; Phrymaceae. The record is from RefSeq and is a predicted model, not a curated record.
UUUUUUUUGAGAAAAAAAGAAAAUGCUAUUAGUUGAUGUUUAUUGUUUAGUAUUAGAUUUGAAGAACGCGGGAGACCAAGUUUUAAAAUAUUUAAAUAGGCGGGGGUAGGGUGAUUUGGUCCAAAGCCUUACCGCCAUUAAUCACAAAAUCCACGUAAUUCUCCCACAAAAACUUAUUUCACAAAACCAGAUCUCUCAUAUAGGUUUCCGAAAAUACCCCCCACACGCUCCCCACUCUCUCGCCCCCGCACACAAACCAUAAUAUUUUUCUCUCCCCUCCCUCAUCCCUUCUCAUGGAGAACCAGAACUCCGGCGGGCGCCACCGCGACCGUGAGCAGUCGUCGUCAACCUCGUCGUCAUCUCGUCGGAGUUUGAAGAGAAAGCUCGAUGAGGAAUUCGACGGAAGGAUCGACGAUCAGUCCCCUCUAGAUUUGCACCGAGAUCUUGUGCGAGAAGUACGCGCUCAAGUCGAGAUCCUCGAUUCCUCUUUCUCCUCCGCAGAGAAGGAUCGCGCAUCUGCCAAACACGCUAUAGGCGUCCUAUCCGAACUCGCCAAAAGCGAGGACAUAGCAAAUGUGAUAGUGGAUUGUGCGGCUGUUCCAUCUUUGAUCAGGCAUCUUCAGGCUCCUCCGGUGAGUGAGGGAGAUAGUGGUCCAAGGCUGUACGAGCAUGAAGUGGAGAAGGGGUGUGCCUUCACGCUUGGGCUUCUUGCCGUUAAACCAGAGUAUCAACAGCUCAUUGUGGAUGCGGGAGCUCUACCCCAUCUUGUUGAUCUGUUAAAGAGGCAUAAGUUAAACUCGCGGGCGGCAAAUGGCGUUAUUAAGCGAGCAGCUGAUGCAAUCACUAACCUUGCUCAUGAGAAUAGCAGCAUUAAAAUUCGUGUUAGGGUUGAAGGAGGUAUCCCUCCUCUUGUUGAAUUGCUUGAUUUUGCUGAUCCAAAGGUGCAGAGAGCGGCGGCUGGAGCCCUUCGAACCCUUGCUUUUAAAAAUGACGAGAACAAAGAUCAGAUUGUAGAAUGCAAUGGUUUACCUACACUUAUACUAAUGCUGCGGUCUGAGGAUGCUGCUAUACACUAUGAAGCGGUUGGCGUUAUUGGAAACCUGGUCCACUCAUCUCCGAGCAUUAAGAAACAAGUUCUUGCUGCUGGGGCGUUGCAACCUGUCAUCAGGUUACUUAGUUCCUACUGUUCUGAGAGCAAAAGAGAGGCUGCGUUGUUGCUUGGGCAAUUUGCUGCAACAGAUUCAGACUGUAAGGUGCACAUUGUUCAAAGAGGUGCUCUACAGCCUCUAAUACAAAUGCUCCAGUCACCUGAUACUCAAUUAAAGGAAAUGUCAGCCUUUGCGCUAGGGAGGUUAGCUCAGGAUACUCACAAUCAAGCUGGUAUAGCCCACAGCGGCGCAAUAGAGCCCUUACUGAAGCUUCUUGAGUCAAAACAUGAAUUUCUACAACAUAAUUCUGCAUUUGUUCUUUAUGGGCUUGUAGAGAAUGAGGAUACUAUUGCAGAUCUUGUCAGAUUUGGGGGCGUUCAGAAACUUCAAGAUGGUGAAUUUAUUGGCCAACCAACUAGGGAUUGCGUUGCCAGAACGUUGAAAAAACUUGAAGAUAAAAUUCAUGGAAGUGUAUUAAGUUAUUUAUUGCGUAUGAUGCGUGUGGGAGAGAAAAAAGUUCAAAGACGAGUAGCUUUGGCUCUAGCACAUCUCUGUAAUCCAGAUGACCAGAAAACCAUUUUCAUAGAUAACGAUGGAUUAACGUUGCUAUUGGAGCUUCUGGAAUCGACUAACUCAAAACAUCAAAGAGACAGCUCUAUUGCUUUAUGUAGGUUAGCUAAUAAAGCAAGCUCACUGUCUCUAAUGGAUGCAGCUCCUCCUUCCCCAAUACCUCAGGUCUAUUUGGGUGAGCAAUAUGUAAAUAAUCCUACACUGGCAGAUGUGACAUUUUUAGUUGAAGGAAAACGGUUCUAUGCACACAGAAUUUGUUUGCUUGCUUCUUCCGAUGCAUUCCGGGCUAUGUUUGAUGGUGGUUAUCGGGAAAGAGAUGCUAAAGACAUAGAGAUCCCGAACAUUAGAUGGGACAUUUUUGAGCUGAUGAUGAGGUACAUUUACACGGGAUCCAUUGAUGUAAAGUUAGAUAUUGCACAGGAUCUUCUGAGAGCUGCUGAUCAAUAUCUAUUAGAUGGUCUGAAGCGUCUGUGUGAAUAUGCCAUUGCACAGGAUAUAUCCGUGGAAAAUGUAUCCCUCAUGUUUGAGUUAUCGGAGGCGUUCAAUGCAUUGUCAUUGAGGCAUGCUUGUGUUUUGUUCAUUCUAAAAAACUUCGACAAGUUGUCCGUCAUGCCCUGGUAUUCUCAGCUUAUCCAACGUAUUUUACCCGAGACUCGUAAUUACUUUGUAAGAGCGCUGACUAGACCUGACCAGAUGGUGAUUUAACGUGAUAGCUGACUUGGGCUGAAGUUUUGAUACUGAUCUUUGACCAAUUAGUAACGCAGGAGAAUGUAUAGAAGUGGACUAGUUUUUUUACCUUUGAAUUGGUGGUUUAAUUGAUCAAACAAAACGAUGAGCCACUUUGUUUUCUAAUUCAAUUUUUAUUCAUAUACGGAUUAGUUCUGUAUCUGACACUCUCGACAUGAGUUCUAAGUCAAUCUUAGAUAUAACUUGUUCUUCUCACUGCUUAUUAAAUGUUUAAGAUUAUAUCAUAAUGUGUAUUAUACUG